Durusdinium trenchii is the source of this 485-nucleotide messenger RNA. NCBI's taxonomy places the organism in Eukaryota, Dinophyceae, Suessiales, Symbiodiniaceae. The record is from the annotation of a GenBank genome assembly.
GAAAGAUCGUGAAUCUCCUCAAUGCGCAGUGGGACGCCAAAAUCAAGGACGUGGACCAUUUUGAAAUCUUUCAACAGCCAAAGGACGUGAAGGUAUAUGUUGGGGACAAGCUUGAGUCGAACCCCUCGCAUGUGAUGUUGGGGGACUGGACCUUCGGGGAUGGUAAAUACCAAGUCGCCUUGAUGGCUGGCACAGUUUGGCCAAAGGCCGACUCUGAAAGCCCGCCGCCUGCUGCUUUCAUCUCUCCGUUUUGGAUCUUGCGCAAUUCUCACAAGAAGGAUGAGCGCAACAUGGAGCUUGCGUAUGAUAAGGGGUCCAGGAAGCCUUCCUUGGACACCGGCUUUGUCUUGCCAUACGCGCGCAAUUUCCAGACGAUCAAGCAGGGCGACAGCUUGGUGUUGUACAACGAGCAUGCCAAGAGAGAAUCUAACGUGGAAGAGUUGCAGCCUGUCAAGAAGCGACGUCGGGAGAAGGGAGCUGACUAG